This is a messenger RNA of Brugia malayi, 1287 nucleotides long. It is a transcript of the gene Bma-hda-2, whose product is annotated as histone deacetylase 3 (HD3), putative. Gene Ontology annotation, molecular function: histone deacetylase activity. The record is from RefSeq and is a predicted model, not a curated record. Lineage: Eukaryota; Metazoa; Nematoda; Chromadorea; Rhabditida; Onchocercidae. The transcript is spliced from 9 exons. The coding region runs from base 1 to 1287 and encodes 428 amino acids.
AUGACAUCAAAACGGGAGGUAUGCUAUUAUUUUCAUCAUGAUGUACCGAAUUUUCAUUAUGGCUCGAGACAUCCUAUGAAGCCACAACGUUUAGCUGCUUUACAUAGUUUGGUUGUUAAUUAUGGUUUGCAUAAAGAAAUGCUUGUCCUUACACCGCCUCGCGCAUCUGCAAUCGAGAUUGAGCGGUUUCAUUCAAAAGAUUACGUGGACUUUCUUCAACGAGUGUCACCUCGUACAGCUGAUCAAUAUGAGAAUCUUUUCUCACAAUAUAAUAUUGGUGAAGACUGUCCAAUUUUCGAUGGAAUUUUCGAAUUUUGUUCCAUUUAUACAGGCGCUACGCUUAGUGGUGUUGCUCGUUUGAAUCAUGGUCUAAGUGAUAUUGCUAUUAAUUGGAGUGGUGGUCUUCAUCAUGCUAAAAAACGUGAAGCUUCAGGAUUUUGUUAUGUGAAUGACAUUGUUAUUGGAAUUUUGGAAUUGCUUAAAUAUCAUCCUCGAGUGCUUUAUAUUGAUAUUGAUAUACAUCAUGGUGAUGGAGUUCAGGAAGCAUUCUAUUUAACUGAUCGAGUGAUGACUGUCUCGUUUCAUAAGUACGGCAAUUAUUUUUUCCCAGGAACUGGGGAUAUGUAUGAUGUUGGGCAAGAUAGUGGUCGUUAUUAUGCUGUGAACGUUCCCAUGAAAGAGGGAAUGGAUGAUGAAAAUUAUCAUUCCUUAUUCAAACCAGUCGUACGAGCUGUUAUUGAUUGUUUCAAUCCAUCAGUUAUUGUACUGCAGUGUGGAGCUGAUUCAUUAGGAUGUGAUCGGUUGGGAUGUUUCAACUUGAGCUUUUCGGGUCAUGGGGAAUGUGUAGAUUUUGUUCGCAGUUUGGGAAUUCCAAUGCUUGCAGUUGGUGGUGGAGGAUAUACAUUACGUAACGUAGCACGAUGCUGGACUUAUGAAACUGCAAUUCUAGUUGGCAAAAAAGAUGAAAUACCAGAUGAAAUUCCAAAUAACACUGAAUACUUGCAAUUCUUUGCUCCAGAAUUUACGCUAAGACCAACACUAGCAAAAAGGCAGGAGAAUCAAAAUACGAAAGAAUAUAUCACUGCUCUCAAGCAAGAAGUGUUAGAUCAUCUGAGACAAAUUCGUCAUGCUCCUUCAGUGCAAAUGCAAGAGGUACCACCUGAUCUUCUAGAUCCCGACGAGGUAUUUUAUGCACAGGAAUCUCCUCCAGACAUUCUUCCAACUGAUAAUGAUCCAGAUGGCGGCACAUUUCUCGGUACCGGUUCCGAAACUGAUCACUUGUCAUGA